AUCAAUUCCGCUGGACUGUCCGGUGGAUUUCUACCACGAUGUCUGCUCAAAUUACUGCUCCGAAGCAAUACAGCCAGCCUUCUCGAAAGGGCAAGAAGGCCUGGAGGAAAAAUGUGGAUAUUGACGAGGUUCAGGAUGGUUUACGGCUCUUGAAGGAUGAAGAAAUCAAAGGUGGUGUCCUGGCAGAGAAGCCCUCCGAUGAACUGUUCACGAUCGAUAAGUCCGGCGCAGCGGAGAUCCGCAAGGCCUACGAGAAACAGCACAAGCCGCUGAAGUCAGACGAGAUUCUAUCCAAGCGAUCAGCCAUCCCCGCCGUCGACUCCCGCAAGCGGGUGAACUCCAAGGUGACGGACGGAGUGAUCGAGCCCAAGACCAAGAGACAGAAGAGCGACUGGGUGACCCGCAAGGACUGGCUGCGCCUGAAGCAGGUGGCCAAGGAGAACAAGCCUGUGAACCUUACCACGAACAAGCUGUACGAUCCUUGGGCGGAGAUUGAAGAUGAGACGCCAGCAGUGGAGGAUCCUCAGUUUGAUUACCUGCCAAAGCCUCAGGCCAAGGUGGCUCCUGAUACGUUAAAGCGCGCGCCCACCUCUCUCGCCGCUAAUGGCAAGCCGGUUCCUGCUGUGCGCACGCCGGGUGCUGGUGUCAGUUACAACCCGUCCUUUGAGGACUGGGACCGACUUCUCCAGGAGAAGGGUCAGCAGGCCGUGGACGAUGAGAAGAAGCGCCUGGAGGAGGAGCGCAAGGAGGAAGAAAAGCAGCGCAUGAUCGAGGAGGCCCAGAAUGAUAACGGCGAGGCCAAGUCCGACGAUGAGAGUGCGUGGGAAGGGUUCGAGAGCGAAUACGAGAAGCCCGAAUGGCUGAACAAGAAGCGACCCGAGCGCAAGACCAAGACCCAGAGGAAUAAGAUCAAGAAGCGGAAGGAGGAGGAGCGCAAGGCCCGAUGGGAGGCCCAGAUGAAGAAGAAGGAAGACCAGCUUGCCCGGGCGGCGAUCGGCGAGGUGACGGCCGAGCAGAGAGAGCUGUACCAUGCCCAACACUCAAGCGACGAAUCAGAAGGCGAUGAUACCGUCCUGCGACGACGACCUUUGGGAGGAAAGAUCCCGGUCCCUGAGAAGAAUCUUGAGGUGGUGCUGCCGGACGAGCUGCAAGAUUCCUUGCGCAUGUUGAAGCCUGAAGGCAACCUUCUGGACGAUCGAUUCCGGACAUUGAUGGUGCAAGGAAAGCUCGAGUCUCGCAAGCCGAUAACCCAACCGCGCAAGCCCAGGAGAGAGGUUACGGAGAAAUGGGGCUACAAGGAUUUCAAGGUUCCGGGGUUGUAGAUGCGUCUGGUUUCUUUUCUUUUAUAUGCUCGUUGCAGUAAAUCGUUCGUACAUAAUAUUGGCGAUGAAUUGAUA
Molecule: messenger RNA, 1397 nt
Organism: Aspergillus candidus
Lineage: Eukaryota; Fungi; Ascomycota; Eurotiomycetes; Eurotiales; Aspergillaceae
Product: ribosome biogenesis protein NOP53
Exons: 3
Coding region: 39-1322 (427 amino acids)
Biological process (GO): ribosomal large subunit assembly; rRNA processing
Cellular component (GO): nucleolus
Molecular function (GO): 5S rRNA binding
Source: RefSeq, a predicted model, not a curated record